Messenger RNA from Linum trigynum, 528 nucleotides. Lineage: Eukaryota; Viridiplantae; Streptophyta; Magnoliopsida; Malpighiales; Linaceae. The record is from the annotation of a GenBank genome assembly.
AUGAAUAAUUUAACAUUUUUUCCCAAGGAUGAGAGCUCUUUAACCAAAGAUAACAACCCUUAAUUACGCAUUUCAACUUUAAUUAAAUAUCAGUAUCACUUAUUAUUUAUUAUCAUUAAGGUGGCGCAUAUGGAAACUAAACUACACGUUGACCAAACCAAAAAAAAAGAUGCUCUCAACUGCGCUCUCUGAAAAUCCAGCUCCGGCGCCGUCACUCUUCCCUUCCGACAGGCCUCCGGACUCGGCGCUGACUCUUUCAACAGAUUCUUCACCUGCUUCAGUUUUGACACCACCCCCGACCACCUCGACCUCAGACAUGCUCAUCGACAUCACUACUAUUGCGGCUCCUCCCAUCCCUCAGAUGAACGUGAACAUGUCGGCUCCUGAAAAUCAAGCGAACGGGAACCAAAGCCUGACCCCCUCUGAGACGGUGACGACUCAGCCCCGUUUCUCUUAUGCUGGGGCAGUGACAGGCUAGAAGACACCAACGCAACCUCAAACUCUGACCAAUCAAUGGACACCGAUUGG